CCCCUUAGCAUCCCCUGAGGAGGAGUCCAAAGGCCCUGGUUCCGUCCCGGAACGUGUAGCUGACCCCAGGGAGCCCCUUCUACUCUGGAAACCCAGCGUCCUGCCUGUCAAGGGAAGGGACAAGCCAGAGUACCUCCCUGUGUUCCCAGGAAGGGAAGACGCGUGUCCCUGAGCCCUGAAGGUCAAGAGCUGAGGAGCCCACGUGUCUGGUCAGCCCGGCCUGGACGCAAAGGAAGAUGACCGCAGCGCAGUGACCGCAGCCUGGCGGUGGAGCAGGCAGACCCUGAGUCGCCCAUGCAGGCCGAGGGGGCCUUUCCCCAGCCCCGUCUGCCAGGCUGGGAGAGGCCAGAGGCCUAGGCCUGCAGGGGAGGUGCUGGCCCCCCGAUGCCCCCCGGGCCGUGCGGGCUCCUGAGUGGACGGCCAGCCAGGUGCGCCAAGGCGGGAGCAUGCCGGCCAAGGGGCGUUACUUUCUCAACGAGGGCGAGGAGGGCCUGGACCGCGACGCCCUGUACGAGAAGUACCGCCUCACCAGCCAGCACGGCCCGCUGCUGCUCACGCUGCUCUUGGUGGCCAUCGUGGCCUGCGUCGCCCUCAUCGUCAUCGCCUUCAGCUUCGGGGAGCCCUCCCGACAGCAGGCCGUGCUGGGGACGGCGUUCCUGACGCUGGCCGUGUUCGUCGUGCUCUACGUGCUGGUGUACAUCGAGUGCCUCAGCCGGCGGUGGCUCUGGGCCUCGGCGCUGCUCACCUGGGCCUGCCUCUUGACGCUGGGCUAUGUGCUGGUGUUCGACUCGUGCAGGAAGGCCACCUGCGCGUGGGAGCAGGUCCCCUUCUUCCUGUUCGUGACCUUCGUGGUGUACACGCUGCUGCCCUUCAGCAUGCAGGGGGCCGUGGCAGUGGGGCUCAUCUCCAGUGUCUCCCACCUCCUGGUGCUGGGCGUUCUGAUGGAAGUCUUCUCAUCCCCCAGCGUCGGGGUGGGGCUGCAGCUGCUGGCCAACGCGGUCAUCUUCCUGUGCGGGAACCUCACGGGCGCCUUCCACAAGCACCAGAUGCAGGAUGCCUCCCGCGACCUCUUCACCUACACUGCAAAGUGCAUCCAGAUCCGCCGGAAGCUGCGCAUUGAGAAGCGCCAGCAGGAGAACCUGCUUCUCUCCGUGCUCCCGGCCCACAUCUCCAUGGGCAUGAAGCUGACCAUCAUCGAACGGCUCAAGGAGUGUGGGGACCGUCACCGCAUGCCCGAUAACAACUUCCACAGCCUCUACGUUAAGCGGCACCAGAAUGUCAGCAUUCUCUAUGCCGACAUCGUGGGCUUCACGCGGCUGGCCAGUGACUGCUCCCCCAAAGAGCUGGUGGUGAUGCUGAAUGAGCUCUUCGGCAAGUUUGACCAGAUCGCCAAGGCCAACGAGUGCAUGCGCAUCAAGAUCCUGGGUGACUGCUACUACUGCGUGUCCGGCCUGCCUGUUUCGCUGCCCACGCACGCCCGCAACUGCGUGAAGAUGGGGCUGGACAUGUGCGAGGCCAUUAAGCAGGUGCGGGAGGCCACGGGCGUGGACAUCAGCAUGCGCGUGGGCAUCCACUCGGGGAAUGUUCUGUGUGGUGUCAUCGGGCUGCGCAAGUGGCAGUAUGAUGUGUGGUCCCAUGAUGUGUCCCUCGCCAACAGGAUGGAGGCAGCUGGAGUCCCUGGCCGGGUGCACAUCACGGAGGCGACACUGAGCCACCUGGACAAGGCAUACGAGGUGGAGGAGGGGCAUGGGCAGCAGCGAGACCCCUACCUGAAAGAGAUGAACAUCCGCACCUACCUGGUCAUCGACCCCCGGAGCCAGCAGCCACCCCCACCCAGCCACCACCUCUCCAAGCCCAAGGGGGACGCCGCCCUGAAGAUGCGGGCGUCGCUGCGCAUGACCCGCUACCUCGAGUCCUGGGGGGCAGCGCGGCCCUUCGCCCACCUCAACCACCGAGAGAGCGUGAGCAGCAGCGAGAACCCCGUCCCCACCAGCCGGAGGCUCAAGGCCAUCCCCUUGCGGCGCUACCGGGCCCCUGACAGAGGUGCGUCCCCCAAGGGCCGGUCGGAGGAUGACUCAGAUGAUGACGAGAUGCUGUCAGCCAUCGAGGGGCUCAGUUCCACGAGGCCCUGCUGCUCCAAGUCCGAUGACUUCUACACCUUUGGGUCCAUCUUCCUGGAGAAGGGCUUCGAGCGAGAGUACCGCCUGGCGCCCAUCCCCCGGGUCCGCCACUACUUCGCCUGUGCCGGCCUCGUCUUCCUCUGCAUCCUGCUGGUCCAUGUCCUGCUGAUGCCCAGGACGGCGGCCCUGGGGGUGUCCUUCGGGCUGGUGGCCUGUGUGCUGGGGCUGGUGCUGGGCCUGUGCUUUGCCGACCAGUUUGUGAGGUGCUGCCCAGCCUGGGGGACGCUCCCGGCCAUCUCUGAGAAGGUGGAGACCCACCCGCUGCUGCGCUUGUCCCUGGCCAUCCUGACCAUCGGCAGCCUGCUCACUGUCGCCAUCGUCAACCUGCCGUUGCCGCCUUCCCCGGCCCCAGGGCUGCCGGCCGGGAACCAGACGAGCCCGAGGGCCCUGGGCAGUAGAGAGGGGACCCCGUGCGAGCUCCUCCCGUAUUACACCUGCAGCUGCAUUCUGGCCUUUGUCGCCUGCUCCGUCUUCCUGCGCAUGAGCCUGGAGCUGAAAGUGGUGCUGCUGACAGUGGCCUUGGUGGUCUACCUGGUGCUCUUCAACGUCUCCCAGUGCGCGCAGUGGGGCUGCUGUGGCCUCGGCCUGGGCAACCUCAGCGAGACCAAUGCCACCCUCAGCUCCCCAGCCUGUGCCUGCAGGGAUCUGAAGACCACGACCAGCUUCUACCUAGUUCUCUUCUACGCCACUCUCGUCAUGCUCUCCAGACAGAUCGACUACUACUGCCGCCUGGACUGCCUGUGGAAGAAGAAGUUCAAGAAGGAGCGUGAGGAGUUUGAGACCAUGGAGAGCGUGAACCGCCUCCUCCUGGAGAACGUCCUGCCGGCCCACGUGGCGGCCCACUUCGUCGGGGACAAGCUGGACGAGGACUGGUACCAUCAGUCCUACGACUGCGUCUGCGUCAUGUUCGCCUCCGUGCCGGAGUUCAAGGUCUUCUACACAGAGUGCGACGUCAACAAGGAGGGGCUGGAGUGCCUGCGCCUGCUCAACGAGAUUAUUGCCGACUUCGACGAGCUGCUGCUGAAGCCCAAGUUCAGCAGCGUGGAGAAGAUCAAGACCAUUGGUAGUACCUACAUGGCAGCUGCUGGGCUCAGUGGCCCCUCCGGGAAGGAGACCCAGCGCUCUGUCCUGCAGGACCUGGAGCGGCAGCACGCCCACAUCGGCAUCAUGGUGGAGUUCAGUGUGGCCCUGAUGAGCAAGCUGGAUGGCAUCAACAGGCACUCCUUCAACUCCUUCCGCCUGCGCGUGGGCAUCAACCACGGGCCUGUGAUUGCCGGCGUGAUCGGGGCACGGAAGCCCCAGUACGACAUCUGGGGCAACACAGUCAACGUGGCCAGCAGGAUGGAGAGCACUGGCGAGCUCGGGAAGAUCCAGGUGACAGAAGAGACAUGCACCAUCCUCCAGGGACUCGGUUACUCUUGUGAAUGUCGAGGACUGAUUAAUGUCAAAGGCAAAGGGGAGCUCAGGACAUACUUUGUCUGCACAGACACUGCCAAGUUCCAAGGGCCCGGGCUGAACUGAGGGUGAGGUGGGCCAGACACACUCGAGGCUGAUGUCCGUUGGAGAGCAAACCGACGGGAGGACUCAGCCAGCACUGCUGAUCAUGGCCUUCCACGGCCUUGGCCACCACUACCUCCUGACAGACGGCAUGUGUGGCUCCUUGUAUUUGCACAAAAGGACUUUUUAGAUACGUGCGCCUACCCCCCACUCAAGGGGACCACAGAGCCGCCUGACACACAGCCAGCCAGACCCUCUGAGCUGCUGGCAUUGGGAACGCGGCCUCCGGCACAGCAGGACGAUGCUCACUCAAGAGUUCCACGUCCUCCUCCAGAUCCUGCCCGCACACACACUGCCUGGUGGCUGGAGCUGCACAAGCACCCCAUUUCCUAGGUGCAGGAGGACUACGGACAGGUGUGUGGGGCCGGCCGGGGACACCCAGCAGACCAGCUGCGGGAUCCCACACUUCUCACCCAGGCGGGCUGGUCAACAGCUGGCCAGGGGCUGCAGACCUGUGAAGGGCGUCAGGAGGAGAGAGAGGCACAGCAGACACCCGUGCUGCAUGCCAUCUCUGCCCUGCCUUUGUUCUGCACGGAUCCAUCCUUAAUGGAGGUCUUUCCCGUUUUAAUGACUUCUUGGAGGCCGGCCAGUUGCCUCCCCUGCAGCAUGUUAUCUGCCUUUUUAAUCACCAGCAGGAAGCAGGCCGCUGCCCCGUGUCCGCUUGGGGGACCAUCCCAGCUCUGGGGUGUGGUGUGGCCCUCAUGCCGAAUCAGACCGCUUUGAGUCCAGCAUUGAGGUCAGGUUCAGUGAGCAGAAAUGCUACGAGAUCAGGCCCCACCAGCCUCUUGGCCCUCCUCUCACCACCCGUGCACUUCCGAGCUCGGCCUGCAGGCUUCCCUGCGUCCUACUUCCACGCUGGGUGGGAAGAGAAGGAGGUGGGAGAGCUGGGACGCCCCCCUGGCCUUUAAGUCCAGCACCAACCCGAGGAGCCCUGGACCGGGAGCUGGUGCUCAGUGAGGGCGCGUGGAGAGGCCCCCACCUGGGAGGCCAGCCCCCUCUCGGAUGGUGAGACCUUCUUGUUCUGAUUGAGUGAAUCGAGGCAGCUGCAAAAAGCCAGGUUUGUGAGCUUCAACUCUUGAUCUAAUGCAGUCAGUUAGAGGAGGUUCUAAGGUGAGACCCAACCAGCCAGCUCGUUCCUUUUUCUGAACGGACCCCCGCCUCGUGAGCAGAGCCACCCACGUGCCCUCACACACACAGGUGAUUGUCACCGUAUGGCCGGGCUCUCAGCCUGAAGUCACCCACGCACCCCCUGGAAUUACCACUGUGCACAGAGGCAGCUUCAGGAGAUGACACGGCCGCAGGUAGGGCGGCUCAGCGUCGAGGGCCACCCGGGGCUGAGGCCCGGGGUCGGCGGCCAGCCUGGUGGCUGAGUGCAGUGUGUGGGGCCAGUCCCGCUGCAGAGGAGUGGGUGGGCUAGUGUUGGCACUGAGGUGGCUCGUGCGGACAGCCAGCCCCACUCACACUGCGUAGGGGGCCGGCUUUGGGUGAGCGCUGUGCCCAAGUCUAGACCCCCAAACGCCAGCGGGGAGCAGGGCUGCUGGCUGGCACUCCGGGUGCUGGGCCUGCUCCGCCUCUCGCAAUAUCCGUUACUUUUUCUUCCAGUAACAGAAAUCCCAAUCGGGAGUUUAAAAAACAAUUGGUCGCCCUUAAUGUACCUUUAUGUCCAGUUAAAGCACUGUGCUCAAAUAAGAUUAAGUUUUCGAUGUUCAAAUCAAUGUAACUGACCAUAGAAGUUACCUGCAGUUGUUUCGUAUAAAUGUUUUCUAAUUACUGAGUCACUCCUCCAUGUCCCAGUUUGUUCUGUGGAUGACAGGACAGGCAUUUUUCCUAACACUGGCCUUUUUCUAUGGGUCAAGGACUUGCUUUAAAGUUUCCCCGAAGGUGGCUUCACUGACUCCAGUGAAACCCACCCCCUGAAGUUUCCUGGUUUAUUUAACUUCCUAACUGGAAAAGGGGACCUCAGCCACUGCAGACACGUGCACCUAACAGGUGACUGUGCAGAAAUGCACUUCAAGAAGGUGUAUGCAAAUAACUGGGGGUACUCUGUGUACUGAGUAUUAUAGACCUGUAGCAUUUCAAAACAUUUUGUUUUUAUAAAGAACCUAUGUUUCUACUUGGUUUAGCUUUUCUUGUAUUAAAUCACCAGCAUGGAAAACCUGAA
Messenger RNA from Artibeus jamaicensis (Jamaican fruit-eating bat), 5898 nucleotides. RefSeq names its product adenylate cyclase 7 (gene ADCY7). The record is from RefSeq and is a predicted model, not a curated record. Gene Ontology annotation, molecular function: adenylate cyclase activity. Gene Ontology annotation, biological process: cAMP biosynthetic process; adenylate cyclase-activating G protein-coupled receptor signaling pathway; adenylate cyclase-inhibiting G protein-coupled receptor signaling pathway. The transcript is spliced from 26 exons. NCBI's taxonomy places the organism in Eukaryota, Metazoa, Chordata, Mammalia, Chiroptera, Phyllostomidae. The coding region runs from base 447 to 3701 and encodes 1084 amino acids. Gene Ontology annotation, cellular component: plasma membrane.